Molecule: messenger RNA, 2436 nt
Organism: Symbiodinium sp. CCMP2456
Lineage: Eukaryota; Dinophyceae; Suessiales; Symbiodiniaceae
Source: the annotation of a GenBank genome assembly
AUGCCAUCCACUCGCCAGCGUAACACUGUCCUCGCGGCCGCUGCUACCGCCUCUGCCGGUGCGUUGACUUUCGUGGCGCCGCCUAGCACCGGGAACGCGGCACGCGUGGAGCCAGGUGUGGCAUCCAGCCAUGCUGCUGCUGCCCAGCCCCAGACCUCCAUGGGCGCUACCACGGUGGGCGCUGCGCUGCUGGCUGCAGGUUGCGCUGCGCGGAUGACGCCCAAGGGAAAGGGACAGCGAAAGGCGGUGAAGCUUGCGGCAGUGAGCACCGACACCGAUGUGGAAACCGACUGCAUCAACUCCAUUCGCUUUUUGGCGGUAGAUGCGGUGAACAAGGCCAACUCGGGCCACCCCGGCGCACCCAUGGGGCAGGCACCGAUCGGCUACCUCCUGUUCGCGGAAGAGAUGGCGUACAACCCCAAGGACCCUUCCUGGUGCAAUCGUGACCGCUUUGUGCUCUCGUCGGGCCACGGCUGUAUGCUGCAGUACUCCCUGCUGCACCUCGCCGGAUACGACAGCGUGGCGAUGGAUGACCUGAAGCAGUUCAGGCAGUGGGGCUCCAAGACCCCCGGCCACCCGGAGAACUUCGAGACGGAUGGCAUUGAGGUCACCACUGGCCCGCUUGGUAUGGGCAUCUCCAAUGCUGUUGGCCUGGCUGCCGCAGAGGCUCACAUGGCGGCCACGUACAACAAGCCGGACUUCACUCUCAUCGACCACUACACCUACACCAUUGCGGGCGACGGCUGCAUGCAGGAAGGCAUCUCCCACGAAGCCUGCGCCUACGCCGGCCACCUCGGGCUGGGCAAGCUCAUUGCUUUCUAUGACGACAACGGCAUCACCAUCGAUGGCCACACGGACCUUUCCUUCACCGAGGACGUCGGCAAGCGAUUCGAGGCCUACGGCUGGCAGGUCAUCACCGUGAGUGACGGCGACAAGGAUGUCGGUGCCAUCCGCAAGGCCAUCGCCGAGGCAAAGGCCUGCACUGACAAGCCCACCCUCAUCAAGGUGAAGACCACAAUCGGCUUCGGCUCUCCCAACAAGGCCGACAGCCACGAUGCCCACGGUGCCCCGUUGGGUGCGGACGAGGCCGAGGCUACUCGCAAGCAGUUGGGUUGGGGCUAUGGCGAGUUCGAGGUCCCAGAGCACGUCUAUGCCGCUUUCAAGAAGCAGGCCGAUGCGGGCUCUGCAAAGCAGGCGGAGUGGGACAAGAUGUUCGCUGCCUACAAGGAGAAGGAGCCUGAGCUUGCUGCACAGUUUGAGCGUGCAGUACUCAAGAGGACACUGCCCGACAACUGGGAUGAGUGUCUCCCCAAGCUGACUACGGAAGACAACGGCAAGGCCACCCGUUUGCACUCCCAGGACUGCCUCAAUGCCAUCGCCCCGGUCCUGCCGGAGUUCAUGGGUGGCUCUGCCGACCUGGCGCCUUCCAACAUGACACUGAUGAAGUGCACUGGCGACUUCCUGAAAGACAGCUACUCCGAGAGGAACUUCCGCUUCGGCAUCCGUGAGUUCGGCAUGGGUGCCGUCUGCAAUGCCUUGUCUCUGGACAAGACAGGCAUCAUUCCUUACUGCGCCACCUUCACCAUCUUCACCGACUACAUGCGCUCUGCCAUCCGUAUUGCGGCCCUCUCCCAAGCUGGCACCAUCUUCGUUACCACCCACGACUCGAUUGCUGUGGGCGAGGACGGUCCAACACACCAGCCGAUCGAGACCAUCCCAUCUCUGCGCCUGAUUCCUGAUCUGACAGUGAUGCGACCGGCGGAUGGCAAUGAGACAGCCGGUGCCUACAAGUAUGCUGUGGAGCGCUCCAAGAACGAGUCCAGGCCUACCAUGAUGGCCUUUUCGCGGCAGGCUCUGCCGAACCUCCCCAACUCUUCCAUCGAGAACACCCUCAAGGGUGCUUACGAGGUGCUCGAGUGCGAGGACCCGGAAGUCAUCAUUGUCGGCACGGGCUCUGAGGUCCACGUUUGCCUCGAAGCAGGCAAAUCCAUGGAUGCGAAGGUCCGGGUGGUCUCCAUGCCCUCGGUAGAAGUCUUCCGCGCGCAGCCAGACAGCUACAAGGAGUCCAUCCUGCCCAAGGGUGUCCCCACCCUGAGCGUGGAGGCCGCGGUCACAUCCGGCUGGGGCGAGUUCUCCACGGCCCAGGUGGGCAUUAAUGUCUUCGGUGCCUCCGCGCCGGGUGGCACCUGUCUGGAGAAGUUCGGCUUCACCGCACCUUGGCCGUAUCGACGGCGCUUAGGUUCCCAAGAUUUUGCAUGUGGGUUCAAUGUUGCUGCCUCCAGGGCUCUGCAGACUGUUUUGUAUAAGCAGGCAGCGAGGCGUCGGUCCAGGCAAAAAGCUUCACGUGCGUGCGCUGCAGCAUGGUUUGUGGGUGUGCUUGAGUACGGAAGGGACACCUUUGCACGUGCCUGCAAUUCUUUUGUGUUCCGUCGGUAG